AUGCCAUUCGUUUACUCUGUUCCCCGGUUCCCAAUUAACAAAGAGAAAAGACCUGCUCCUAGCUUCUCUGAGGUUGGAGCAGAACCUCCAGAUGAACACAUCCCUGUUUGGCUUCCUGCAUUUCCUGAAACCAAAUUGUGUGAUCAAUCGGAGGAAGCUAAUGUAGGCACAGUCGAAGGAGAAGUUCCGAGUAAAGAAAACGGGUCACUGUUACCGAGUAGGUUAGAAGUAGUUAAAUCUCCAAAGGAUGUUCGUAAAUCAACAGAAGGAGAAGAAGAAGCAGUGGAAGGUAAUCCGUUUCUUACCGCGCCUCUACUGAUCAUGGAGAAGGAAGUGUCACCUGUGUUACAACACCCUUUGGAGGUUUCAAAUGAAGUCGUUAGCAUCAACCACGUUUCUGAUAAGCAUACGAGCAACAACUAUCACAUCCCAGUUCUUGAGGCGUCUGAGAUCAACAAGAAGACGAGGGUAGCUGACUCCGAGAAUGGAGAGAAGAAUGGUGGUGUAAUACCACAACAAACUCUGGUACGUUUCAAGAUUGGGAGUCUAAAGAGACUUUCGUGUUUGGCAGUAAACCGGAGCGUCCAGGAACAGGCGUGGUUUCGAGAAGGUGCAGACAAGAGGGAGAAGAAGUCAGCAAUCGAUGAAGAACGCGAAAGGAUUGACUCAGAUGUAAAUUAG
Microthlaspi erraticum is the source of this 681-nucleotide messenger RNA. Lineage: Eukaryota; Viridiplantae; Streptophyta; Magnoliopsida; Brassicales; Brassicaceae. The record is from the annotation of a GenBank genome assembly.